Marmota monax (woodchuck) is the source of this 5740-nucleotide messenger RNA. RefSeq names its product myotubularin-related protein 3-like. Lineage: Eukaryota; Metazoa; Chordata; Mammalia; Rodentia; Sciuridae. Gene Ontology annotation, molecular function: metal ion binding; phosphatidylinositol-3,5-bisphosphate 3-phosphatase activity; protein phosphatase binding. Gene Ontology annotation, biological process: regulation of autophagy; dephosphorylation. The record is from RefSeq and is a predicted model, not a curated record.
UUUCCUUGUGAAACCUUCUGAUAGAAAAAGUUCUCAGUACAAACUUCAUUUGGACUGAGGAUGGGACUCAGUGGUUGAGUGUUGCUGAGUGCAAUCCCUGGUACAAAAAAAAAAAAAAAAAUCUUGCUGGUUCAAUAAUUAAAAGCUCAAGUCUUCUACAAAGACCUCCUUGAAUGCCCAGAGGACUUAAAACUUCUACCAAGUUGUUGACUAUGUGGAUGAAGAAUCUCAGCAUAAGAGAAAGAAGAGCUUUGCCAGACACUGAAGAAGGGACGGGGAUCUCUCCUCCUAAUCUGGGCCUCCUGUCAUGGAUGAAGAGACUCGGCACAGUCUUGAGUGCAUCCAGGCCAAUCAGAUCUUUCCUAGGAAGCAGCUGAUUCGGGAGGAUGAGAAUCUUCAGGUUCCUUUCCUUGAACUUCAUGGAGAGAGCACAGAGUAUGUGGGUCGUGCUGAGGAUGCCAUCAUUGCCCUUUCAAAUUAUAGACUUCACAUCAAGUUCAAGGAGUCUCUUGUUAAUGUUCCAUUACAGCUUAUAGAAAGCGUUGAAUGCCGAGAUAUAUUUCAGCUUCAUUUGACUUGCAAAGACUGCAAAGUUAUAAGGUGUCAGUUCUCAACCUUUGAACAGUGUCAAGAUUGGCUUAAUCGACUGAACAAUGCAAUCCGACCACCUGCUAAAAAAGAAGAUCUCUUCUCAUUUGCAUACCAUGCUUGGUGCAUGGAGGUCUAUGCCAGUGAAAAAGAGCAACAUGGAGACCUGUGCAGACCAGGGGAGCAUGUAACGUCAAGGUUUAAGAAUGAAGUGGAGCGAAUGGGUUUUGAUAUGAACAACGCCUGGAGGAUUUCUAACAUCAAUGAGAAAUAUAAGUUAUGUGGUAGUUAUCCACAAGAGCUCAUAGUGCCUGCCUGGAUCACUGAUAAAGAGCUAGAAAGUGUAGCAAGCUUCAGGUCCUGGAAAUGUAUCCCUGCCGUUGUCUACAGCUGUGAGAACCAAGGAAUGCAAGUUCUAGAAGGAGAUGGUAGAAUGGUGAUGGAGUACAAGUUUUGGAGACACAGACUGGAGGUCAAGCCUAUUCUGACAUUCUUUGCUGUGCCCUUGAAUUCUUCUCUAUCAAAUGCUUCAGGAGCAGAGAGUUUAGCCAUCCAACCGCAGAAGCUUUUGAUCUUGGAUGCUCGCUCCUAUGCAGCAGCUGUGGCAAACCGAGCCAAAGGAGGAGGCUGCGAAUGCCCAGAUUAUUACCCAAACUGUGAAGUUGUGUUUAUGGGGAGUUUUCAGUCUUUGAGGUUGCUGUGCACACAGACGCCAGAUCCGGGAAAUUGGCUUUCAGCUCUUGAAAGCACAAAGUGGCUUCAUCACCUAUCUGUGCUUUUGAAGUUGGCCCUUCUGGUGGUGCAUGCUGUGGAUUGUGACCAGCGACCUGUACUAGUGCACUGUUCAGAUGGCUGGGACCGCACCCCUCAGAUUGUGGCACUGGCUAAGCUCUUGCUGGACCCUUAUUACCGAACCAUAGAGGGUUUCCAGGUCCUUGUGGAGAUGGAGUGGCUAGAUUUUGGCCAUAAGUUUACUGAUCAGUGCGGUCAUGGGGAGAACUCGGAUGAUCUGAACGAGCGUUGCCCAGUGUUUCUGCAAUGGCUUGACUGCGUUCAUCAGCUUCAGAGGCAAUUUCCUUGCUCUUUUGAGUUCAAUGAAGCAUUCCUUGUGAAACUGGUGCAGCAUACCUAUUCCUGCCUCUUUGGAACAUUCCUGUGCAACAAUGCCAAGGAGAGAGGUGAACAGCAUACUCAGGAAUGAACAUGUUCUGUAUGGUCGCUUCUUCGGGCUGGCAACAAGGCUUUCAAAAACCUACUGUAUUCCUCCCAGUCAGAAGCCGUACUGUACCCUGUGUGCCAUGUGCGUAACCUGAUGCUGUGGAGUGCAGUGUAUCUGCCCUGCCCAUCUCCUUCUACCCCUGUGGAUGACAGCUGUGCACCAUAUCCAGUCCCAGGGACCAGCCCUGAUGAUCCUCCCCUGAGCCGCCUACCAAAGACUAGAUCAUUUGACAAUCUGACCAUAGCCUGCGACAGCACAGUGCCUCUGGCCAGCCGGUGAAGCAGCGACCCCAGCUUGAAUGAGAAGUGGCAGGAGCACCGGCGAUCUCUGGAACUGAGCAACCUUGCUGGUCCUGGAGAGGAGCCAUCUGCUGACACCCGGGUGCAGGGUGCUGAGCUGUCCGUGGCAGCUGGGGUGGCUGAGGGGCAGAUGGAGAACAUUUUGCAAGAGGCCACCAAAGAAGAGAGUGGGGCUGAAGAGCCUGCACACAGGGGUAGUGUGGAGAUGCCACAGAUCAAAGAGGAGAACAGGAUAGCAACUGAAGGCUCAGCCAUUGUACUUUACCAAGAAGCAGAGUUGGGGGUUGCUAUUCUGAGGAGCCAUCCAGACUCCAGCCUGUCUCUAUUCUCACAGGGUAUUCCUGAAGAGCACGGUGGGCCCAGUGUUCUCUCCAGUUCACUCCAGGAACCCUACAGGGGAGAGGAUUCUCUGGAGGUUCCUUUGGAGCAGCCUCCAAUAGAGGAUAUUGCAGAGAACCAGGAGGAUGCAGCUCCUUCCAUCCCAGUAGAUGUAAAAGUUGGUUAUGGUACCUCACUGUCUAGUUCUCUGCCACCUUCCCAAGUCCCUUUUGAGACCAGAGGACCAAACAUGGACAGUUCCAUGGAUAUGUUGAUGGAAGAUAAUGUGAAGUCAGAAAGUGGACCCCAAGUCCACCGUAAGCCUUGCCUGGUUAUCACUGGCAGGUUCAGUGGCAAAGACGUGCUUCCCCCAGCACUGGAGCCCAGGCCUGCUGAGAGGAGCCUCAUUGAGAAGCCACAAGGGGGGUCUGUGGUCCACAGGACUUCUCCUGGCAGCACUCUUAGCCCAACACAGGCCCCUUGUGCCUUGCCUUUAGCCGAAUGUAAAGAGGGGUUUGUGUGUAACGGUGCCCCAGAGACUGAAAACAAGGCCUCAGAGCAGCCCCCAGCACUUGGCACCCUCCAGAAGAACUCCACACCCAAUGGGCACUGUGCCAAUGCGGAGGCUGGGAGGAGCAAGGACUCGCUGAGCCGCCAGCUGUCUGUCACAAGCUGCAACUCUGUCCAUUUACACUCUGGAAACUUGCACCACAAGUGGCUGCAUAGCCACUCGGGAAGGCCAUCCGCAGUCAGCAGCCCUGAGCACCCUUCCCACAACCACCUGGAUGAUGAUGGCAUGCCUGUGUACACAGACACAAUCCAACAGCGCCUGCGUCAGAUCGAGUCAGGCCACCAGCAGGAAGCGGAGACCUUGAAGAAACAAGUCCAGGAGCUGAAGAGUCGCCUGGAGAGCCAAUACCUGACUGGAUCACUGUGCUUCAAUGGGGACUUUGGAGAUGAAGUGACUUCAAUCCCUGACUCGGAAAGCAAUCUGGAUCAGAACUGUUUGUCUCGCUGCAGCACAGAGAUUUUCUCUGAAGCCAGCUGGGAGCAGGUGGAUAAACAGGACACAGAGAUGACCCGUUUCCCUGACCACCUGGCUGCCCACUGCUAUGCGUGUGACAGUGCCUUCUGGCUCACCAGCAGGAAACACCACUACAGGAACUGUGGGAACGUAUUCUGCUCCAGUUGUUGUAACCAGAAGGUCCCGGUUCCUAGCCAGCAGCUCUUUGAACCCAGUCGAGUGUGCAAGUCUUGCUAUAGCAGUCUACGUCCCACAAGCUCCAGCAUUGACCUUGAACUGGAUAAGCCCAUUGCUGCCACUUCAAACUGAAGCUCAGUGACCUGGGGUGGGCAGAGGCCAAGCUGCUGUCCCUCUGACAGGGCCACACAGCCUGAGCAGACCUAGAGGCCCAUGCACUUUGGAAUGGGGGCAUGGAAUCACCUGUACAGAGUGACAGAAAUUGGGAUGUACCACUGGAUUGUAGAUUGAUUUUUUUUUUUUUUUAAUUUUUUCCCCUUCUCCCCCUUUCCUUCCCCCUUCCCUUUUCCAUCCUCCCUCUGCCUUCAAAAAGGAAAAAAAUCCCCUGGUUGUUUUAAUUUUUUUUUUUAAUGGAAGACCAGAGGUUGCCAAGUCUCCUGUAAUUGCUGAGCUGCUUACUGUCAGGCACACUGGGAGAUGGCUUGGUGCUUCUUUAUGGAAGGAGGCUGGUCAGAGCCAAGAGUGGAGGCCUGAGACAGUGAGCAGGAAAGAAGGUUAGCACCAACAUUUGUGAUCAUUCCUCAUACCACCACCACCACAUCAAAGUUGGUUGGGAAAUGUUUGUUGCCAGGGAAGCUGGAAGCAUCUUUCCCAGGAGAACCUCCCCAGGUGCCUUCUCUCUGAGAGGGGCUGGGCCAUCCCACUUUACAAACAGAAAAUGAGGUUUAUAUUUGGAGGGAGGGGCACACACAGCAAAUGGAUCCCUCAGGCCCCAUUUUGGGGAAGGUAGAAGGAGCUAGGGAUGGGUGAUCAGCAUGUUGUUCCCCAUGGGAUUCUGUUUUUAACUUGACCCAAAUUGUCUAGGGCUCCCUCCGUUUUUCAGGGGGCUGCCUCCUGGGCAGGCCAGAUAGUGCUUCCUUGUGAGUGAGAGUACAGAAUGGCCAGAAUGUGGUGUCCUGCUUCCAUGGCCAAGGCCCGCCCUGAGCCCCAGGCACACCUUGGAGCCACUUCCAGGGCCUGGUCCCCCAAACAAUCUUUCUUCCUCAGCCAGGACAGAGAAAUCCAGACUCAGGGUUCCAAAAAUUCCCCAUUCCCAAACCAAACAAAUCAUGGAUCUUCCCCUUAAGGGGUAGAAUCAGCCUUUAUAGUUAUGAAGGUCCCCACACAAUCAGCCUUCCUCCUCCUUCCUUUCUUGGUGCAGCAGGAAAGGCCCAGCAGUCCCCCUGCCCUGCUUCUGGCUGCCUGAGUGGGUACAUAUCUGGCUGCUGGCCAGCAGUAAAGGGCCACUUGGUUACUCUGCAGUGUUCCUUAGAGACAUGACAUCACCUGGAAGAGAUUCGGGGUACCUUUCUUCAGUGAACUUUGAUGUGGUCCAAAAAGAGCCUUAAAUCAAGAGUAUUUGUGAUGGAGGUGGGUGUGGGGAAGGACAGGGAGGAAUUUAUGUUUGUGCUUUGUGAUGUUGGCAUCCAUGUUUUGUGCCUGCCCUCCCUCUUAGGCCAUGCUUGGUUUUGCUGAACGCUGCUAACUGGUGGCAGAGUACAUCAUGUAAGGGGAAAGGGUGAGGUUAGGGAAUGCUUAAGUUCCAGCCCUUUCCCUUUGGAAGCAGGUCCCUGGCCAAGGGCAAGCUGUGUCUUAGGAAGGUGGCUCCUACGUGUGCCUGAGUAUGGUUACACGUGGCCCAGAAACAUUUCCUGGUGCUGUCAGUCCAGGCAAAGCCCAGAGUCUGAGCUUAGAGAAACAGGGUGUAAUUCUUCUCCACACUCCACAUGCUCUGAUGGUGAAGAUAGAGAGAAGUAAGUGUAAUUGAAGAUUGUGCAGUUCUUAGUGACAGGUUCCAAGAGGUAAUGAUAUGGGUUUCUUGGGUCUGAUGUACAGUGUGAAUAAAUGCUUGCAGCUCUUAGCUCUUUUUUGAUCAAUGAAGCAUUUUUUAAUAUUUUUCUUUGUAUGUAAAGGAGGAACCAUAACUCUCCGUAGCUGUACAUAUAACCCUUUUCUCCUAAAGAGGAGUCAGUCAGUGCUCCUAUAUUUUUCAUUUUUUGUCAAAGCAAGAAGUAAAUACUUUAGAAUUGUUAAAUAUAUAAAUAAAGUGAAUAAAGUUGAGUGUUUCACAUGGUG